This is a messenger RNA of Solea senegalensis (Senegalese sole), 1934 nucleotides long. Its product is annotated as centrosomal protein of 55 kDa. Gene Ontology annotation, biological process: cellular response to lipopolysaccharide; regulation of transcription by RNA polymerase II. NCBI's taxonomy places the organism in Eukaryota, Metazoa, Chordata, Actinopteri, Pleuronectiformes, Soleidae. The coding region runs from base 191 to 1339 and encodes 382 amino acids. The transcript is spliced from 7 exons. The record is from RefSeq and is a predicted model, not a curated record.
CACUUCCCUUUCUCUAAAGUUGUUAUCAUGAGGCUCUUGGUCUUGGCUUCUUCCUCUUUUGUUACGUAUCACUUCUGAUGACACUAUUUACUUUCCACCGAAUGAUUAGCAGCAGAAACUCUCUCGGACUGUAAAGCAGCUCUCUAACUUUGUUUUCACACUUUCAGAGGAUAUGAGGAUUUGAUCAGUCAUGGAUGGAGACGUACUGUUUUUGUCAUCUUCUUCAUUAUCAUCCUCAACAGCUGCUGUUGUGGCAGCAGAAGCAGAACGAGUGAACACUCAAACAACAAAGAGUGAGAGCAGUCUCACCGAGCGACAACAGACGCACACAUCUGCGGAAACAUUAUGGACAGAGGAGGUCAGUCCUGUGGGAGACGUGUUGCUGUCCACAGAAGAGCAAGUCACUCUGAUCACUGAGAGUAUGACAGUCUCCUCCACUGACCAGGAGAAGCUGCUGCUGCUCAACAAGAACACCGAGCUGCGGAGAGUCAACAAAGAGCUGAUGAAGCUGAAUGAGGACUGGGACCAGGUGUACCGCAAUGCCACUCUGGGACUACAGCACAGGUUGGAGGCUUUGGAACGGGAGAACACUGCCAUCAAACAGCUCAACAGUGGUCUGCUGCUCAGAGUAGAGCACCAACAGAGUGCCAAGGAGUAUUAUGAGCAGGCUUUGAUGCAGGAGCUGAAGAAGAACCAGGAGCUGCAAGAGUACAUCAGACUGCUGGAGAGCAGAAUGCAACACCCAGAUAGAUUCUGCACAUCUGCCAAACAGGACAGCUUCACAGCUACCAGUAACUCACCCAGAGGUCCCAACCUGACAGCCAGUCACUUUUCUGGACACAGCCCUUCAUCCUCAUUUUCCCCUGCUUCUACAAGUGCAGAGGACGGGUGGCAGGGAAAAAGCCAGUGUGCGAGUACCCCACUGGGAGACUCCCAGCAAGAAGUACAGGAUCUAAAGGAGCAGCUGGAGGCACUGCAGUGUCAGACCCAGAUUUAUGAAGCAGAAUUUCAGACCGAGCAUAACGACCACAAACACACGCUGCAGGAGAACCACAGGCUGAGGAAGAAAAGGGAGGAGAUGCGCCAGCAGGUGGCACUACUGCAAGAGCAGCUCAAGGUCUACGAGGAUGACUUCCGAAGAGAGCGCAUGGACAAACAGAUGCUGCAGAGGCUGUUGUUGAAGAAAACGCCUCCGAACAAGGAUCCUGUGCUGAUCCACCGCUGCAAUAAUGAGCAGCAGCCACUAGGAGGAGACAAGAGGACGUCUAGUGCAGGGAAAAGAAAAGAGCACCACCCCUCCUGCCCCAAACACCAGAAUAGGGACACAAACUCAGACUGAGGCUGAGAGGAAAAAACAUUACAGUGUUCACAGCACAUGUAUGAGGUGUAUGAGCUUCAAUGCAGGAAGAAGUAUCAGUGUGUAGGCUUCCUAAAUACAUUCAUAUGGAAAAUGUGUGCACGUAUGUCAGAGAAAUGUUGCAGUAAAUCUGCACCACAAGUAAAAUGGGACUCUGCAAUUAUAGAACUGCAUCCUCAUACAUCUUUUAAACAGUAUUUUCUGACUAAUAUUAACAAAAUGCUCUAAUCCUGAGAGCAUUGUACAAAAUAAAAAAAAAAGUUAAUAUAGUUUCAAACAUUUGCAAUUUAUCAUAUAACACAGUUAUUUCUUUUUUUUUUACUUUAUUACCUAUCCGUAUAUAUUUCUAACGUAUAAUUUUCUCUAAAGUAUAUAUGUGUGUUUGUGUGUAGUCAGAGAAAAGAAGGAAAUAGAAUAGACUCACAAUACUUAAUUCAUUAAAUUGGGUGUGUGACAUUUGCUCCUUCAGAAUUCACACUCAAUCAUAGAAAAUAAGGUCAAAAAACCACAUUAUUAGCAACUGAUCAAAUAUAUAAAGUUAACAUUCUAUGACAAUAAAUGUGACCGUAUAAUAGAA